This is a messenger RNA of Besnoitia besnoiti, 873 nucleotides long. RefSeq lists its product as uncharacterized. Lineage: Eukaryota; Apicomplexa; Conoidasida; Eucoccidiorida; Sarcocystidae. The transcript has a single exon. Bases 1 to 873 code for a protein of 290 amino acids. The record is from RefSeq and is a predicted model, not a curated record.
AUGGGAAAUGCACGGUACAGCUAUUUGUCCCUUUUCUUAUCGGGCUGUGUCAUUUCCUCUCCCAUUUCCAUUGGUAACUAUUCCCCGAGCAGCAUCCAUUCGCUCUCUCCUACUGUUCUCCGUGUCGGUGCCGUGGUGAGCGGGGGGAGGAGCGCGUUGCCUGGAGAAUCGGAAAACGGCGGUACCAGCGGGGGGCCAGUCGCGCUGCAUGUGCCCCGCGCUGAACAAACUGCGGGAAAACGGACGCCGCGCGUCGUUCAGCAGAAAAAGAGAGCCGAUGGUCGUGAAUCAGGUCUUCAGCCGGGCAAGGGACAGAGACAGGAGAAUGUGGAACCAGAGAAAGGGAGCAAAACCUCGUCGCGUCAGAGGAGUGGCAAACGGCGACGCAACAGGUCAACUGAUCCGAAGCAACACUCGUCGGGCAAGAGACGGAGCAAGAAACGUCACGAGUCUCAACCACAGCGGGAUCCCACGAAGCGGGAGGUCAGGCAUGAUAAGGAAGAGAACGACGCAGCGACGAGGGAUGGACACGGACAAGGAGAUACACCGGUACCCGGGUGUGAGAGAGGGGCUGCAGAUUGCACCAAUGUCGAGGAGGAAAAGCUGAGUGAGACUCCAAUUCUUCCCGGUCUUCCCCUACAAAAGAAUCUAACUCACACGCUACCACCACAUAGAUACGACUUUGAACAGUACAAUAUUGAUCUGGCGCUCUACCGCGAAAUGAAAGAGAAAGCACGCGCAUAUGCGAGUGACGCCGACGUAGCAGAAUUUGAUGCAAUGUCGCCGGCAAAAUUGAGCUGGUUUCGACGGAUGUGGGAAUGCGUAAUGGUAUUUUUUGCAGGGUUCUCGCCACCCCCUGGUGAGCAACGAUAG